Messenger RNA from Dictyostelium discoideum AX4, 1689 nucleotides. It is a transcript of the gene tmem184E, whose product is annotated as transmembrane protein 184E. The transcript is spliced from 4 exons. The record is from RefSeq and is a predicted model, not a curated record. Lineage: Eukaryota; Evosea; Eumycetozoa; Dictyosteliales; Dictyosteliaceae. Gene Ontology annotation, cellular component: membrane. The coding region runs from base 1 to 1689 and encodes 562 amino acids. Gene Ontology annotation, biological process: transmembrane transport.
AUGAAUGGUAAUGAAAAUGAAGAUAAAAUAGGAGGAUUAUUUUAUAAUCCUUUUGUAACAUCUUUUUUUUCAGUUUCAUCAAUUUUUUGUUUAUUAACAUUUGUAAUAUCAUUUCAUUUAAUGUUGAAACAUUUUAAAUUUUAUUCAAAACCUGAUCAUCAAAGAUAUAUCAUUAGAAUUAUUUUUAUGAUACCAUUAUAUUCAAUUUUAACACUUUGUACAGUUUUAACUAUUAAUUAUAAAAUUUAUUUAGAAUUAGCUAGAGAUUUGUAUGAAGCAUAUGUAAUUUAUGUAUUUUUUGCAUUAUUAACAUGUUAUGCUGGUGGUGAUGAAAAUUUAAUAAAUCACUUUGUAGUUCAUGAACCAAUCUCAAUAUUUGAGAUUAAAAUUCUUUAUUUAUCAGAUUUAAAAUAUAAACCAAAUCAAAACUUUUUAUAUUAUUGUAGAUUAUCAGUUUUUCAAUAUAUUGUUGUAAAACCAUUAUUAACAUUAAUUGCAAUUGCAUUAAUACAAUUUAAUUUGUAUGGUAAUAGUUUUUCACAAUUUAAUAAAUUUUAUCCUUAUAAAAUUAUGGUUCAAUUUGUAUCAGUUGGUUUAGCAUUAUCAGCGAUUUUAUUAUUUUUAAAAGUUACCUAUAGUUUAUUAUUACCUUAUAAACCGAUUUUAAAAUUUUUAUCAAUUAAAAUAGUUUUAGGAUUUUGUUUUUGGCAAAGUAUAGUUUUCAUGUUAAUAAAUAAAUUAAAUUUUAUUCCAGAUUUAAAUGAUAUUAAAGCUUCUGAACUUUUGGAUUUAAUAAAUAUAACUUUAACAACAUUUGAAUUAUUUAUAGUAUCAAUUGUACAUGUUUAUGCAUAUCCAUAUGAUUUUUAUAGAGUGAUUGCAAUUAAUUCUCAACCAUUAUUAGUUGAAAGGGUUGAGGUUGGAAGUUUAUUUGAUAAUAUUUUCCAUACUAUAAAUCAACAUGAUAUGGUUGAAGAAACAUUGAAAUCAAUUAAAGGAUCAUCAAAAACUAAUUUCAAUGGGUGUAUUAUUAAUGGUAAUUAUCAAGGUUUAGUAUUGAAUGAUGGUGAUGGCGAUACUGAUGAUACUGAUGAUACUGAUGAUAGUAGUUGUAUUGUUGAAAAAAUUGAAAUGGGUGAAUUUCUAUCACACAAUCAUCCACAAUCACCAUUACAAAUUUCUCAAGAAAGAGAUAAUAAAAAACAAAUAAAACUAAAAAAAAUUAAUAAAGAAAAUGAAAAUGAAAAUAAAAAUGAAAAUGAAAAAUGUGAAAAAAUUGAAGUUAGUCAAUUAAAAAAUGAAAAAAAUGGAAAUAAUGAUUUAAAUGGUAAUAAAUGUAUUGAAAUGGAUGGUGCUGAUGAUUUAACAAUAAAAUCAAAUGAUAAUAAUUAUAAAAAUUGUGAAAUAGAAAUAAUAAAUAAUACCAAUAAUAUUGGUAGUUGUGGUGGAUCUAGUGGGUUUAGUGAUAUUAACAAUAAUUGUGAUAAUAUAAAUAAUAAUAAUAAUAAUAAUAAUAUAAAUAAUAGUGCAGUAUUGGUUAAUCAAUUCAUACAAAAACAACUCGAUGAAGAAUAUAUUUCAGAUGAUUUAUUUUUAAAUUUAAUUUCAUCACAUAAUGAUGAUAAUGAUUGUGAUGAUCAAAUGAUAAUUGAUGAUCAUGAUGAUAUUUCAAGUAGUAUAAAAAGAUAA